Molecule: messenger RNA, 549 nt
Organism: Lachancea mirantina
Lineage: Eukaryota; Fungi; Ascomycota; Saccharomycetes; Saccharomycetales; Saccharomycetaceae
Source: the annotation of a GenBank genome assembly
AUGGCUAAGAGCAAGUCCUUGAACGUUGUUUUAGUUUCUGUUGAGGGAGAACGGUUUACUGUUGAAAGAAAGAUCGCCGAAAGGUCUUUGUUGUUGAAGAAUUAUCUAAAUGACAUGCACGACAGCGAGUUGCAUGAGAAUAGCGAUUCUGACAAUGAAGACGAUGAAGAAGAUGAAGACGAUGAAAUUGUGAUGCCUGUGCCCAAUGUGAGGUCGUCCGUGUUACAAAAAGUUAUCGAAUGGGCGGAACAUCACAAGGAUUCCAAUUUCCCAGACGAAGAGGACGACGACUCGAGAAAAUCUGCUCCUGUAGACUCAUGGGACCGUGAGUUUCUGAAAGUCGACCAGGAAAUGCUGUACGAGAUCAUGCUUGCGGCCAACUACCUGAACAUCAAGCCGCUUUUGGACGCAGGUUGUAAAGUUGUGGCGGAGAUGAUCCGUGGCAGAACGCCGGAAGAAAUAAGAAGGACUUUCAACAUUGUGAACGAUUUCACGCCAGAAGAGGAAGCCGCCAUUCGUCGUGAAAACGAAUGGGCCGAGGACAGGUAG